UAUAAAUAACCGUGCCGUCUCUCCGACGCAAAGGACACCUACGCUUCAUCUAGCAAGGAUACAGAGGGCGACCAGUUUCUCCACAGCACCACACUGCCAGUGAAGUUUUAGUGAGAGCAGAAAAAUGGCGUCCAUCGGAGUCGCAUUCACCGUUUCCCUUAUGUUCGUCCUGGUGUCCGCAAUACCUGAAAAGUGCCACAUCCCGGACGAGGAUUGGGAAGUCCUGGCCGAGCGAUUCCUGGCUCAGAUGCCAAAUGAAUACAUCUUCCCGAGAAACUCGAACAACUCGUCCAAAAGCAACGAAGUACUACCUGGCAUCACCACUGGUGAGAUGACCCUAACCGGCCUCUCCCACCUGGAACGAUACGGAACCGUGCGUGUUUACUGCAAGAACGGCAAGCCUCUCGUUAGCGUCAGCAUGGUGGCCCGCGCGCCGCUGAAGAUCUCGGUGCCUUGGAAGUACUGUGGGGGCAAGUCCGGAGUCGUCGCAACUACGGCCAGUCACGUCAAGGUGUGCGUCAAUUUCGAGGCGGAAGAAACCGACAACAAGGUGUCACUUCGGCCAGUCCGGGUCUCGCCCAAAUGGAUCGAAACGAUGGACGUGAAACUGGAAGGUGCUGGAGACGUCGUCAAGACGGUCGCGUCCGUCAUGGGGAAGCUGAUGCCGGCAUUCGUCAAGGAUUUCUGGAUUGAGAACCUGCCCUGGAGAAUGCACAAGGUCCUCGAACAGAUUAGGAAGUAAACGGACACGCGCUCAUCUGAAAUCUUGGCAUCUAAUCGUACCCGCUUUGACCCUCCAGAUUUAGCCAGCCAUUCCGGUAAUUUCGGUUAUUAUAGCAAACUGAUAUUUGAUUUCAAUUCGCGCGAAUAAAGGAAGAGCACCAUCUCUACAAUAAAAUAAAUACAGAUGACUGA
Dermacentor silvarum is the source of this 915-nucleotide messenger RNA. RefSeq lists its product as uncharacterized. The transcript is spliced from 3 exons. The coding region runs from base 125 to 742 and encodes 205 amino acids. The record is from RefSeq and is a predicted model, not a curated record. Lineage: Eukaryota; Metazoa; Arthropoda; Arachnida; Ixodida; Ixodidae.